GAUUUACGUUCGAUUGGCACAAACUACUCGUCGCUGAUUGGCGAACGUGCUGAAAAUCGGCUGAAGAACAGAUACACAAAUAUACUUCCGUAUGAUCACACAAGAGUUAAGCUGAUAGAAAUGAACGAAGAUGACGAGGAAGACAUUGGAUCAAGCUACAUUAACGCAAAUUAUAUUUCAGGAUAUACCUCACCAAGAGAGUACAUAGCAACCCAAGGGCCUCUACCGACAACAAAAGACGAUUUCUGGAGAAUGGUUUGGGAACAGAAUACGCAGACUAUAGUUAUGAUUACCCGGUGUGUUGAGAAAGGAAAGGUGAGAUGUGAUCAUUAUUGGCCAUUUGAUUCCGAUCCGACUGAAUAUGGGGACAUUACGGUUACCAUGGCUUCAGAAUCUGUUUUACCAGAAUGGACUGUACGAGAUUUUACUCUAGAGCUG
This is a messenger RNA of Saccoglossus kowalevskii, 438 nucleotides long. Its product is annotated as receptor-type tyrosine-protein phosphatase O-like. Gene Ontology annotation, molecular function: protein tyrosine phosphatase activity. NCBI's taxonomy places the organism in Eukaryota, Metazoa, Hemichordata, Enteropneusta, Harrimaniidae. The record is from RefSeq and is a predicted model, not a curated record. Gene Ontology annotation, biological process: protein dephosphorylation.